CGCCCCAAACCGCCCGCUCCCGUGGUGCUAGGACUGACGUGUCUUUCGCGGAGGUGCUGUGCGCCGGAGCAGGGUCGGCGGCGGGGAGCGUCGCCUCACUCCCAGCCGAGCGGAGCCGAAGCGAGACCCGGAGCCCAAGCAGCCGCCGCCAUGGCGAUCAAAUUUCUGGAAGUCAUCAAGCCCUUCUGUGUCAUCCUGCCGGAAAUUCAGAAGCCGGAGAGGAAGAUUCAAUUUAAGGAGAAAGUGCUGUGGACCGCUAUCACCCUCUUCAUCUUCUUAGUAUGCUGCCAGAUCCCCCUGUUUGGUAUCAUGUCUUCAGAUUCAGCCGACCCUUUCUAUUGGAUAAGAGUGAUUCUAGCCUCCAACAGAGGCACACUGAUGGAGCUAGGUAUCUCUCCCAUUGUCACCUCUGGCCUCAUCAUGCAGCUCUUGGCUGGCGCCAAAAUAAUUGAAGUUGGUGACACCCCAAAAGACCGAGCCCUCUUCAAUGGAGCCCAAAAGCUAUUUGGCAUGAUCAUUACCAUUGGCCAGUCUAUCGUGUAUGUGAUGACAGGAAUGUACGGGGACCCUUCUGAAAUGGGUGCUGGAAUCUGCCUGUUAAUCACCAUUCAGCUCUUUGUUGCUGGCUUAAUUGUCCUGCUUUUGGAUGAACUUCUGCAAAAAGGGUAUGGCCUGGGCUCUGGUAUCUCCCUCUUCAUUGCCACUAACAUCUGCGAGACCAUUGUGUGGAAGGCGUUCAGCCCCACUACUGUCAACACUGGCCGAGGAAUGGAAUUUGAAGGUGCCAUCAUUGCACUGUUCCAUCUACUGGCCACACGCACUGACAAGGUCCGAGCCCUUCGAGAGGCAUUCUACCGCCAGAAUCUCCCCAACCUCAUGAAUCUGAUCGCCACCAUCUUUGUCUUUGCAGUGGUCAUCUAUUUCCAGGGCUUCCGAGUGGACCUGCCCAUCAAGUCGGCCCGUUACCGAGGCCAGUACAACACCUACCCUAUCAAGCUCUUCUACACCUCCAACAUCCCCAUCAUCCUGCAGUCCGCCUUGGUGUCCAACCUCUACGUCAUUUCUCAGAUGUUGUCAGCCCGCUUCAGUGGCAACCUGCUGGUCAGCCUACUGGGCACCUGGUCUGAUACGUCUUCCGGGGGUCCAGCACGUGCUUAUCCAGUUGGUGGCCUUUGCUAUUACCUGUCCCCUCCGGAAUCUUUUGGCUCUGUGCUAGAAGACCCUGUCCAUGCCGUUGUGUACAUAGUGUUCAUGCUGGGCUCGUGCGCAUUCUUCUCCAAAACGUGGAUUGAGGUCUCAGGCUCUUCUGCCAAAGAUGUUGCAAAGCAGCUGAAGGAGCAGCAGAUGGUGAUGAGGGGCCACCGGGAGACUUCCAUGGUCCAUGAACUCAAUCGAUACAUCCCCACGGCUGCAGCCUUCGGUGGGCUCUGCAUCGGGGCCCUCUCUGUCCUGGCUGACUUCCUGGGCGCCAUCGGGUCUGGAACCGGGAUCCUGCUCGCCGUCACGAUCAUCUACCAGUACUUCGAGAUCUUCGUAAAGGAGCAGAGCGAGGUCGGCAGCAUGGGGGCCCUUCUCUUCUGAGCCCUGUCUCCCCUGGGCCAGGGGGAGGAGGCGUGCCCAGAAUUGCUGAGGAAGGGGACAGCAGAGCCUCUCUGAGGGGACUCGUCACAGCGCGUGCUGCUCUGGCGUACGGACUUCUGUUUCAUAAUUUCGUAUUCUUUCAUUCCACUUUGUAAAGUCCUAGAAAUUUUCCAAUUUGAAAUUUUGCUUUUCAUUCUGGCAUUGGCAAAAGAACUAUAGAAGUGAGGUUUAUUCAGCUCACUGCCAGAGGUGGGGGUGGUAAACCACUGUCCCCAAGUGUCCACGUAACUUUUGUUUUAACCUUCGCACCUUCUCAGUGCCGUUGCGGCCGCAGUGGUCUCCGCCGUUCCCCCAUGCUGGGGGUGCCCUGGAGAGAAGCACAAACACUGUGAAAUGUGUCUGUUCGUUGUGGCGUGGGGUGUGAGGCUGGGGGCAGAUCUUGUGUUUGCCGGUGGGUGUGGGCAGCUCGCCAGCGUGUCCCCUUCCCAGUCGGGUAGGCGUAUCUGGCUUAAUACUGUUUCUCUCGAAGUCACAAUUGUUCUUUCUUUUAAAAGUAGUUUUUUAGGACAGAGCUUUUUCCAAAAGAGAGGGAUGAAUUUCCCAGGUCAUAUGCUUGGGCCAUCUGUUAAUUUUUCUGCACGUGCCUCUUGGCUCUUCUCGUUUACUGUUCCAGUCGGGCUUUGAGUCCGAAAAGAACAGAGUGAGCCUGGCUCUGCCGUCUCUGUCUUUAGGCAGCUUGUAUCCUCUGACCGAGCGAGGCCAGGACUCAGCAGCUUUACAGAGUUGCACUUGGCCGAGCUAGGUAGACGUUGUGUGGAGGACCCUUGAAGUGAUGUCUGUCUGUCCACUUCUUCCGGUCAGUUGUCACUGGACUUGCCUGGUUCGUUCACUCCUCUUCUUACCCCUAGAGAGGGGAGGCACGUGGCCGGCACUGAGAGGGUGGAAAGAGCGAUUGGCGUUCACAGGCCACUGCUUCCUUCUAGGCUGAAAACUCCCCACUCGUAUUGUUAGAACAUUUUUAUUGUGCUUAGGACCAAAUGCACGUAAAGUCAAUGACAAGCUGCCGCCAGUCUCCUCUCGACUUUUGCCAGCACCGCCCAGCAGAGAGGAGAGUACAGCCUGAGCCAGGGGAAGUCAGGGUCUGAGCUGGUUGUCUUGGUAAGUUCUUCCGUGGUUUGAUAUAAAAAGAUUCCAAGUUACAUUUAAAAUAAGUUCUGUUCCCAAUAAUAGGUGACCUAGAUCUUAGAAGUUGGAACCUUUUCCUAAGGCCUUUCGGGAGGCCCCUGUCGGGGCAGGCAGGGCUUGGCAGCAGGGGCGGCAGAGCCGGGUGCCGCAAGCCUGCAGCUUCUCCCUGGAGGAUGCCCCAGUUCUAAGAAGGGAGUAUCAGGGGCCAGCGCAGCCCUGUGGAGACAGACACCCCACCAGCAACAGGCACACAGUGGCCUUCGAAGCACAGAGCCAUGGUCACAAUUCAGUAGAGGUGGCACACCUGGCGCUUGUCUGAGUCAGGAGGGGCUCCCAGGAGACCUCACUGGCAUUGCUAACCAGGGAACAGACUGGCUGAGGGACAAGAAGCGACUUGCCUAAAGCCACGCGGCAGGUCAGCAGCAGAACCAGGAAGGGCCUGGCAGGUCUGCUGACCCCUGGUCCAGGGCAUACCACCAUAUCACACGUGGCCUUGUCAGACCCAGUCCUGAGCAGAGAACUGACGCCCCCCACAAACAUGAUCUGCACGGGCCCACCGUGGGGACGCUGCGGCCUCUGGGGGCAGGGCAGCAGUCCCUGGGCUGGCGCCUGUGGGCUGGAGGGCACCGGGCCGCAUGCAGGGAGCCCCGCAGCUCUGCCUGCAGCCUGUAACCAUUCAGCGCGGCCCUGCACGGCUCGGGCUCUGCUUAGUGAUCACGGUGGGUGGGGGCUGACCUCAGCUUCCAGGGGACUGUCACUGUGGACGCCAAAAUGGCAUAACUGAGUUAAGGUGAUCAAGUGACAAAUAAAGCCAAUUGUUUACAAGCCA
Molecule: messenger RNA, 3595 nt
Organism: Equus quagga
Lineage: Eukaryota; Metazoa; Chordata; Mammalia; Perissodactyla; Equidae
Gene: SEC61A1
Product: SEC61 translocon subunit alpha 1
Exons: 12
Coding region: 151-1581 (476 amino acids)
Biological process (GO): post-translational protein targeting to membrane, translocation; SRP-dependent cotranslational protein targeting to membrane, translocation
Cellular component (GO): Sec61 translocon complex; membrane
Molecular function (GO): transmembrane protein transporter activity; signal sequence receptor activity; ribosome binding
Source: RefSeq, a predicted model, not a curated record